AUGUCUGGCCUCCAAAGGGAUAAGCGGGAUCGCAACCCUCCUGAGUGGCAGGAAUGUACGUUUGACGAAGUGCGCAGUCUCAACCCCGAAGCAUUCAUCUGUCGAAGUUUCACCGGUCGGGAAAAAGUGUUCAAGAAAGGGACAUAUGUUUGUGUUGCGAAAGCUGUGGGUUUGGAAGGUUGGAACUUGAUCCAGGACGAUGACCUCGUCCUUUUCCCCGUCCAGCGGUCUCGACUUCUUCGGCACUCGAUUGGAGCGACGAAAGGCGUUGAAAAUCAAGUCGUGGACUCUGCGGAUGCGACCCCCGAUGGCUCCGAAUCUGCCACUCGCGAUGUGUUCGUGACGACGGGCGAUUUAUCUGCGUGUGGGGAUCAAGGACUCCCGGUUCUUGUGGAAAAAGGAAGACCCGUGUUGAGGUUUCUUCGUUGUGGAAAUGUAUGUCAUUUCAUCGACUUGGAAGGCCACAUCUGGCUGAUCGACCAGAAGUCCGUGAAGGAAAACAUGAGACAAUGGAACUCUGGCGAAGAGGACGACUUCAGGGACACCCACAUAAGACUUGAAUCGAACAUCGACACAGCUCUUCUCAAGGAGAAACCUUUCGUCUGCCGAAGGGACUAUGUCAGGUUUAGCGAUGUGAAGCAGAGUCUCAUGACUCGCCUUACAAUGAGGCCUCAUUUUUCAGGGGCGAAGUUGGUCAUGCCAACGACGACAACAGCGAAGGCGGCGACAAGCCAGAUUACUCCCGGUGACAGCAACAAGCUUCGACGACGUUCUGCAAAAUCGGGCAACAACGAGACGGUAGGAGAAGAGAUUGCAGUACAACCGAGGAAGCGCGGGAGGCCAAAAACUGCACUCCUUCCUCCGCAGCAGUCAUCCAUGACCAUCGUCAAGCGCCCUACUGAGUCGGAGAGACCGCCGGGGAGAUCUAUCGAACAACCCGACGCAGCAGAGAUCGUGGUGGCUCGACGAAGCAUUCUUCCGAGACCACCGCCCUUAGUCCAUGACAUGGGAUCCACCGCCCAGAGCAGCACGGAGCCGACCAGCUCAAAACGUGAGAUGAUGAGACAUGGUAGCCGCUUCUACCAGAGGGGCCCGAGAGAAAAAGCUCAUCCGAACAACCGUUCUUCGUCAAGCAGCAGCAGCAGCAGUAGACUUCCCUCCAAGCAGCCCGCGACUCUUCAUCCACGACCUCCGUCAAGAUCACCCGCUGCCCUGCCUCCUCCCGCUGCUUCACAUGUAGCCGCCGCCGCCGCAUCCGGGAUAGGGACAGACCCUCACGAUCCCAAAACUCAGCCCGACGAUCACAACAAUCCCAGCGACGACGAUGACGAAACAGGCGGACAGACUCAGGAUGACACUGAUGGGGACGAGGACGGAGAGGAAGGGCAAUUCUGCGAACACUGCCAAUGCUUCCCCGAAGACCAUGGGAUGCGCUGUCUGUUCCGGGCGUUGUAUCACGAUCGGGUCGAGGAAGUGCCCACCAUCUUCCCCGGGCGAUGA
This is a messenger RNA of Dissoconium aciculare CBS 342.82, 1500 nucleotides long. RefSeq lists its product as uncharacterized. Lineage: Eukaryota; Fungi; Ascomycota; Dothideomycetes; Mycosphaerellales; Dissoconiaceae. The coding region runs from base 1 to 1500 and encodes 499 amino acids. The transcript has 3 exons. The record is from RefSeq and is a predicted model, not a curated record.